Messenger RNA from Scedosporium apiospermum, 4032 nucleotides. Its product is annotated as Solute carrier family 12 member 3. Gene Ontology annotation, cellular component: membrane. The transcript has 4 exons. NCBI's taxonomy places the organism in Eukaryota, Fungi, Ascomycota, Sordariomycetes, Microascales, Microascaceae. Bases 1 to 4032 code for a protein of 1343 amino acids. Gene Ontology annotation, molecular function: potassium:chloride symporter activity. Gene Ontology annotation, biological process: chloride transmembrane transport; chloride ion homeostasis; potassium ion homeostasis. The record is from RefSeq and is a predicted model, not a curated record.
AUGGCGAACUCCAGAGGACCCGAGCAUGCUCGAAAAGCGCGCAAGCUUGGCGUUGUGUCCGGCGUCUAUAUUCCCGUCUGCCUGAGUAUCCUCAGCAUUCUGAUGUUUCUCAGAUUUGGUCUCAUCCUUGGCCAGAUCGGCUUGAUUGGGAUUCUCGGGCUCCUCAUCACAGCAUACAUCGUAGACUUCAUCACGGCACUGUCCCUCUCUGCUAUCGCCUCGAACGGCGAGGUCAAAGGAGGCGGUGCUUACUAUCUUAUUUCGAGGUCUCUCGGUCCUGAGUUCGGCGGCUCCAUCGGCCUACUGUUCUAUCUGUCCCAAGUCCUAAACACGGCCCUGAACGUCGUCGGUCUGAUUGACUGCAUCAAGCUGAACAUUGGUGCGGCCUUCCCUCAGGGAUAUUGGCAAGGCUACGCUCUGCAGACCCUCGUUCUUGUUGCAUGCACCUCCCUUUGCAUGGCCGGCAGUGCCAUCUUUGCCAGAGCUAGCAAUGUCUUGACUGUCGUCUUGUUCGUUGCCAUUUUCUCAAUACCUGCCUCAGCUGUACUUCUGCAGCCGUUUCGCGACGAGAAUCUUGGCAUUGAGUUCACAGGCCUGAGUCUACAGACUCUACGAAGUAACUUGAUGCCACGUCUAGGGAAAGAGUCGUUCAAGGGUCUCUCGGCAUUCUCGUUCAAUCUCUCGAUAUAUCGUGACCUGUUUGGUAUCCUCUUCCCUGCUACAUCGGGAAUAUUUGCUGGGGCCUCUAUGUCUGGUGAUUUGAGGAACCCCAGCCAGGCUAUACCCCGAGGUACUCUCUGGGCAAUGCUAACAACCUGGAUUGCGUACCUGGUUGUUGCUCUUUCAAUGGCAGCCAGCACCACCCAUGAAUCGUUUCUCAGGAACGCAAAUAUCAUUGCAGAAACCAACCUAUCACCACUCAUCAUAUUUGCCGGUGAAUGUGCAGUGACCGUAUUUUCAGCGCUUAUGGGCGUGAUAGGAUCCGCGAAGCUUCUUCAGGCUUUGUCGAGGGACCGACUGCUGCCGGGCCUCGAUGUUUUCGGCCGGGGAACUAGCCAGGGAGACGAGCCCAUCCUCGCCAUGUUGUUGACUUAUGCCAUUGCUCAGUUCGCGCUGUUGGCUGAUUUGAACCAGAUUGCAACUUUCAUCUCAAUGGGAUAUCAGAUGACCUUCUUCGUGAUGAACUUGGCCUGCUUUCUGCUCAAGGUUGGAUCAGCCCCGAACUUCCGUCCUGGGUUCAAGUUCUUUAGCUGGCAGACCGCUUUGGCUGGCUCCUUCAUGUCUGCCGCCGCCAUGUUCUUUACGGACGAAACCUAUGCCGCCGCCGCGGUCUGCCUCGUAAUCUUCCUUUUCUCGCUGAUACACUACCUUUGCCCACCUAAACGUUGGGGGGAUGUUUCACAAAACCUCAUCUACCAUCAAGUUCGCAAGUAUUUACUGAGACUCAAACCAGAGCAUAUCAAAUUCUGGCGGCCUCAGAUAAUUCUGUUGGUCAACAAUCCGAGGCACCAAACAAGACUCAUCCAGCUGUGCAACUCCAUGAAAAAGGGUUCGCUUUAUAUCUUAGGCCACGUAAUCGUCACGGAUGAUUUUAACACUGGCGUUCAUGAAGCCAAGCUCCAGCAACAUGCCUGGGCGAGCUUCAUCUCCGAAAUUCCCCGCUUAAAGGCAUUCGUCCAGUUAUCAAUGUCCCCCUCAAUCACCUGGGGCAUUAGAAACCUCAUUCUCUCAGCUGGGCUGGGAGGUAUGCGGCCGAACAUCGCCGUUCUAGGCUUCUAUAAUAUGGACGAACUAAGGCGCUCACGCCCCCUUGUCCCCGUGCCCAGUGCCCCGACAUCCCCAACCUCCAAAGCUAAGCGACCCGGUGCUAAGGCAGUCAAUCGCCGUCGAGGAGAUACCGCGGCCCGUCUCCUCGAAGGCUUCCUACCAACGGACGUCAUCCGGAGAGAAGAUAUGAUAUCUGUGACUGACUACAUGACCAUCCUUGAGGACUUAGCGCUGCGGUAUCGGCUUAACGUUGCCGUGGGUAAGGGAUGUGAGAAGCUGGAGCUGCCCAGGCACGACGGCUCCAAUACCAAGAAAUAUAUUGAUCUCUGGCCAAUCCAGAUGUCCGCCGAGAUAGUGUCCGACGGUAAAAGCAUCCUAACUACCAAUUUCGAUACGUAUACGUUGAUUCUCCAGCUCGGAUAUAUCUUGAAUAGCGUCCCGGCAUGGAGGAAGGCGUUCAAACUGCGUGUCCUUGUGUUCGUUGAGUACGAGAACGAAGUGGCCGAGGAAGUGAUGCGUGUAAAAGCGCUACUUGACAAGCUGCGGAUCGAGGCGGUAACUCGUGUUUUCUGGCUAGCUUCUGGAGAGCUACAUACCUACGAAACAAUUGUCAACGGACGUUCCGGAGAUGUUGACUCUGAAGCCAUGGUGAAUGACAUCCUCAGAGACGAGGAUUGGUGGGAGGAGCUACGGUACCUAAGGGGAAGACGGGAUUCCAUGACAGCCUCACAGGAGAUGGAUUCUUUGGCGGCCAUCCUUGAUGCUCCCAUGGGAAGGCCGAGCACCCCAAAUCCUCGGAUCGAUGAUAUCGACCUCAAAAAGCGCCGCGCUAGUAUGGCGGACCUACGUGAUUUGAGGUCGAAACCAAGUGUGUCGAAACUCGCCCGACUUGGUGUCGAGGUCGGCAUUCACACCCAUCAUUUGGGAGACGAUGUGUUUGAUGACCAGAUCGACCGGCUGGAUCAUUUGGAUAGCGACGGAGAAAAUAGCGACAUCGAUCCCAGCCACGAACUGUCAGAUUCGGAUCUUGAGAAUAGCUCACCCGAUGCUGCAAGCGAUGAAGAAGAAGAAGAAGCGACAGACCCCUCCCGACGACCGUUGCUGGGAUCGAUACUCCGUCGUAGGAGCUUUGGUGAUGCGUUACGCGAUCACGACUCACCAAAGCGAAGAAGGUAUGGACCGCCCAGCCAGCGGCGUGAAUUGAUGAGCAACACUGGGGAGGCGAGCUCGGUAUCCUAUGGCACACUCGUGGCCGCCGCUCCCCCAGGACAGCCAUCUCCAUAUGGUUCUAGUUCCUCUCGACCCCCAGAGGGGAAAGCACCGACAGGCGGAUUGGAGAGCCAGGAUAAGCUGCCUCCAUCGAGUCAAUCCGGUGGUGACAAACCGCCAGAUCCAGAUAAGCAGAGCCCAGCGAGCUUGCAAGGAGUGGCCGAAGGCGUGCAGGGGAGGCCAAAACAAUUGCCGACCGAGAGAACGAGAGUACGGUCUCCCGAUAGACACCCACGACUCCCGCGCGCAGUCUCCGAUCGGCCUCCUACUCUCGUCCGCGGUCUAGAUGGUGACACGCUAACUGAUCGUCGGUCCCAGGCUGGCGAGAGCUCUUCUUCGGCCCAUGCCCCUGCGACACUCUCUCGCCAGUCCUCGGCUAUGAGAUUCACUAGCAAGCCUCUGCCGGAGACGAAGACCGAUGUAGAGGGCCAUUCGGGGCCCACGAUCAUGUUUGCUGACCCGGCACCCCCAUCUGCGCCAUUAUUCACGGAGAGACCUUCGCUUUCGCGGCAGUCAUCAACGGGCCGGUUCUCGAGCCGGCUGGCAAUGGAACCCAGACUACCGAAGAUGCCGGGUGAGGUAGAUAACUCGAGGGUUUCAUUCUCAGAACCCUUGCAUCACAGUCGUCGUGGGACAGCACGUUCCGAACUCAGCCUCGACCAAAGGAUCAACAUCCCAGGUUUACUAGACAGCUACAGGUCUGAGACGACUCCGGACAAGAAUGAUGACGGGUCGUCCUAUUCCACCCAAAGCCUCUCACUCUCGUUCAACGAUCUUCCGAGCCGCGCUCAGCAUCUUAUACUGAAUGAGCUGAUGCGGAAGAACAGCGCAGACACAGCUAUUCUUUUCACCACUCUCCCGAUUCCGAAAGAUGGCACCUGCCUAGAUGAGAACAUGACCUUGAAAUAUCUAUCAGACGUUGAAGUCUUAUGCAAUGACCUACCACCCGUUCUGCUUAUCCUGAGUAACAAUAUGACCGUUACUGUGGGCUUGUAG